AUGAUAAUAAAGCGCAAUUUGAAAACCGGAAUCCAUAACCUCAAACGAUGUAGUAAGCUAACAGAAUCCAAGAAGCGCAAGCUCGAUCAAGUUUACACUCAACCCACUCCAACGCCACCUGCUGAGCUCAAUCAUGAUCCAGUGCGCUCACCCCCACGCCGCACUAGGAUUCUUCCCUCCAGAUUCAGCGAUUCUGUUCUUGACACCUGGACACAUCACUGUGAUUCGGACUACCACCACUCUCUCAAUUCAGUUAAGACGGUUAAAACAAGCGUUAACGGAAUCCGUUCUACUCUCCUCAAAACUGAGAUUAACUGCAGAAAGAGGAAGGACGUGUACAAGCUCGACGAAUUUGUGUUGGGUGACAUAGUUUGGGCAAAAUGCGGCAAGAGCUACCCGCCUUGGCCUGCUCUCGUUAUUGAUCCUCUCUUGCAAGCUCCCAAAUCCGUCCUCAGCCGCUGCAUUCCCGGCGCGAUUUGCGUUAUGUUCUUUGGCUAUUCCAAAAGCGGAAAGCAGCGGGAUUAUGCAUGGGCGAAGCAGGGAAUGUUAUUCCCCUUCUUGGAGUUCAUGGAUAGAUUCCAGGGGCAGACUCAGUUGUACAAGAGCAAGACAAGUGAGUUUCAAAUGGCUAUGGAGGAGGCCAUGUUAGCGGAAGAUGGAAUUCUGGACACACAAUUGCUACCCGAGCAAAUUGGCGAGCAUUUGAAAGGUGCAGGUUCCAAUGCUGAGCAAGACCAUUACAGCCAAUGCCAGGAUGCGGUAUCCUGUGCUGGGUGCGGUUUGAUGUUGCGGGUUAAACCCAAGAAGAAGAUGAAGGAUUCACCUCUACCUUAUUGUAAACACUGUGAUAAGUUACAAAAAUCAAAACAAUAUUGCGGCAUUUGCAAGAAGAUUUGGCACCACUCGGAUGGUGGGAAUUGGGUAUGCUGUGAUGGUUGUAAUGUUUGGGUGCAUGCUGAAUGUGACAAAAUUUCCAGCAAACUUCUCAAGGAUUUGGAAAAUAUGGAUUACUAUUGCCCAGACUGCAAGGGAAAGUUCAAUUAUAAAUUAACAGCACCGCAAAUCUACAAGUCAAAAAUAAAAUCAACAGAGAGUAGCAAAAAACCUGCAAUACCUGAAGAGCUAGCGGUGGUAUGCAAUGACAUGAAAGGAAUUUACCUUCCAAAGCUUCAUUUGGUUAUGUGCAAGUGCAGCUCUUGCGGUACAAGAAAGUAUAAUCUUCCUGAAUGGGAACGACAUUCAGGAUGCAAAGCCAAAAAAUGGAAACAUACUGUGAAAGUGGAAAGCACAAUGCUACCGCUAAUAAAAUGGAUCACCAAACACAAUUCACGAGCUGGAGCUCGCCUGGAUCAGCAGCAGUUGAUUUCCUUCUUGCAAGAGCAGUACGAGCCAGUUUAUGCAAAAUGGACUACAGAAAGAUGUGCCAUUUGUAGAUGGGUUGAAGACUGGGAUGACAACAAAAUUAUUAUCUGUAACAGGUGCCAAAUUGCUGUCCAUCAAGAAUGCUACGGGGCAAAGAAUGUUAAGGAUUUUACUUCUUGGGUUUGUAGAGUCUGUGAAACUCCUGACAUUGAGAGAGAGUGUUGCCUCUGUCCAGUUAAAGGUGGUGCUCUUAAGCCAACCGACGUGGACAUGUUGUGGGUUCACGUAACAUGUGCUUGGUUUCAGCAGGAAGUUCUUUUCAGAAACCACGAGGCGAUGGAACCAGCCGUUGGAAUCCUUAAAAUUCCUCCUGAAUCCUUUCUUAAGACUUGCGUGAUAUGUAAACAAAUGCAUGGUUCGUGUACAAGUUGUUGCAAGUGUGCAACAUAUUUUCAUGUUAUGUGCGCGUCGAGAAUGGGAUAUAGCAUGGAAUUGCAUUCUGUUGAGAAGAAUGGGAAACAAAAAACACAGAAGCUAAUUUAUUGUAAAUUUCACAGGGUGCCAAAGCCAGAGGCCGUACUAGUUGUACAUACAGAUGAGGGAGUAUUCUCUCAAAAUAAGGAGGGAUGCUAUAAGGGAUCAAAUCUCGUUUCAUCAUCCAACAAUAUUGAACUCCUUGUUGAUUCAUCAAAAUCUCAUAGUUAUGAGGUUGAGCCACUCUCUGCUGCCAGGUGUCGUGUCUAUGUAAGGUCUUCCAAGAAGAGCGAUACUGUCCCAGUAAUGCACUUGCUUGGGGGUCCAAAUCUCCAUUCUUUAGAUGCUAUAGCUAAACUGGCCAGCAACGAGGAUGCUGAAGCAUUUUCUUCUCUAAAAGAACGUCUUCACCAUUUACAGAAAACUGAAAGCAGUAGAGUUUGCUUAGGAAAAUCGGGUGUCCAUGGAUGGGGCCUCUUUGCUCGAAGAGAAUUACAAGAAGGAGAAAUGGUUGUUGAGUACCGUGGCGAGCAUGUUAGGCGCAGUGUUGCUGAUCUGAGGGAAGUUAAGUAUCGUUUAGAAGGCAAAGAUUGUUAUCUGUUCAAGAUUAGUGAGGACGUGGUAAUCGACGCAACUGAAAAGGGCAAUAUUGCACGUUUGAUAAACCAUUCUUGCAACCCGAACUGCUAUGCAAGGAUAAUGAGUCUGAAUGAUCAAGAGAGUCGGAUUGUUCUUAUUGCCAAGACCGAUCUUUCUGCGGGUGAAGAAUUAACGUAUGAUUACUUGUUCGAUCCAGAUGACAGGAGUGAACUCAAAGUUCCCUGCCGAUGUGGAGCCCCCAAUUGUAGAAAGUUUAUGAACUAACUUCAGAUUGUUUGUGCAUGCAUGUGGAGCAAUUGCAGUUACCUUGGAGGAAAUAAUACCCUCUACGAUUUUGCAAUUCUUUUAAUUAUUUUUCACAAAUUCAAUGUAGUUUAUAUAGUUGUGUUGUACAAUAAUAAUAAGGGGAAAGUUUACCAGCCAUGAACUGGAUUCAUUUUUUGUAAUUUGCCACAUUGUUCUUGUAUACUGUAUUCAAUCCAUCUGACAAUUGGAAAGCAAUAUUGAUGUAUUAACUUGUACAAAGGAAAAUGCGAUGUUGUGGUCAACAGGGCAAGCAUUGAUUCUACUUUAUCUAUUUAGACAGCCUUUGGUUAAAUUUGACAAUUACGGCGGGAGUCAGAUCCAGAUACUUGGCUAUUGAGGACGAUCAA
Messenger RNA from Arachis stenosperma, 3089 nucleotides. Its product is annotated as histone-lysine N-methyltransferase ATX3-like. Gene Ontology annotation, biological process: regulation of transcription by RNA polymerase II. Gene Ontology annotation, molecular function: protein binding. Bases 1 to 2700 code for a protein of 899 amino acids. The record is from RefSeq and is a predicted model, not a curated record. The transcript has 23 exons. Lineage: Eukaryota; Viridiplantae; Streptophyta; Magnoliopsida; Fabales; Fabaceae.